AUGGAACCAAACCCUCAACAACAACAACUAAUGCAAGCACAACAUGCUCCAAUUGCCAAUGGAGUGGUUGGCGAGCAAGGACAAUUUACAGAUUUUCAAUCAGGUGAUCCAUCCGACUCACCACCACCACCAGAGGAAGACAACGAUUGUCCCAAGGUAGAGAAGAAGGCUGGUCGCAGAAAGAUCAAUAUCGAGUUUAUCAACGAAAAGUCGAGACGUCAUAUUACAUUUAGCAAGCGUAAAACGGGUAUCAUGAAAAAGGCAUUUGAACUCAGCACACUGACUGGCACACAAGUUUUGUUGUUGGUGGCCUCUGAGACUGGCCACGUCUAUACCUUUGCCACGCCAAAGCUGCAGCCACUCAUCACCAAGCCCGAAGGAAAACAACUCAUCCAAACCUGUCUAAAUGCACCCGAUACUCCAUCCGAAUCUCAAUAUCCAACAGCUACUACUACGACACCUACUAACGGUUCCAGUAAUGGAAAUAAUUAUCAAGAAGAAAAAUCAAGACCUAUAUCUGUAAAGGUUGAAAAAAAUCAACCAAUAUUAAAUGCCGUACAACAAGCACAACAAGAAAUACAACAAGCACAACAACAACAAGCCGCACACCAACAAGCACAACAACAAGCUGCACAACAACAAGCUGCUCAGCAACAAGCCGCCGCACAACAACAACAACAACAACAACAACAACAACAACAACAACAACAACAACAAUCAUCGCAAUCCAGAGCUUACAACGUAGCACCAAUACAGACACAACCCAUACAAUCGAUACAGCAACAAGUUGGUGCACCAAAUUUAGUGGGAUACCCAGUGGCCCCACCCCCCGAAGUAUUACUAUAUCAGCAACAACAAGGUAAAAUGUCAAUGACCUCCCAACCCCAAAUAUUAUCCAACCAAGCCAUACAACCAACCACCCCAACCAGCGGUUCACUCCUCACCUCCAUCCCAACAUCGUCGUCACCUGGAAGCACUACACCCAACAACUAUUUACCAUCCUUUUCUCCAUAUCCUACUUCUUCCCCAAGUUACGCAUCAAAUGUAUACUCUCCAUCCAACCAACAACAACAACCACAAUACCAACAACAACAACCACAACAACAACAAAGAUAUACUAAUUCAAAUAUUCCACAGCUCAACGGAAUGUCGUCACCAUCUAAAGAUACUUAUACGAAUUAA
This is a messenger RNA of Cavenderia fasciculata, 1182 nucleotides long. Its product is annotated as MADS-box transcription factor. Gene Ontology annotation, molecular function: RNA polymerase II cis-regulatory region sequence-specific DNA binding; DNA-binding transcription factor activity, RNA polymerase II-specific; protein dimerization activity. Gene Ontology annotation, biological process: positive regulation of transcription by RNA polymerase II. The record is from RefSeq and is a predicted model, not a curated record. Lineage: Eukaryota; Evosea; Eumycetozoa; Acytosteliales; Cavenderiaceae. Bases 1 to 1182 code for a protein of 393 amino acids. The transcript is spliced from 2 exons.